This is a messenger RNA of Pristis pectinata (smalltooth sawfish), 3008 nucleotides long. RefSeq lists its product as uncharacterized. Gene Ontology annotation, cellular component: membrane; cell surface. Gene Ontology annotation, biological process: positive regulation of cell population proliferation. NCBI's taxonomy places the organism in Eukaryota, Metazoa, Chordata, Chondrichthyes, Rhinopristiformes, Pristidae. The record is from RefSeq and is a predicted model, not a curated record. Gene Ontology annotation, molecular function: cytokine activity; receptor tyrosine kinase binding. The transcript has 9 exons. The coding region runs from base 214 to 1410 and encodes 398 amino acids.
AGCGUCCCCGUACACCCCUCAGCCGCUCCUCCCCGCCGCUUUAUGGUCAAUAAAAGGGAAGGACUGUUCUCUCAGGCUGUGGAGAUAUUAGUUUCUGUCAUUUGAGUCUGGGUCGAGAAACUGUCUUCUGCUUUUGUCGUCUGAUUGUUUAAACUUUACUCAAGGGGAUGAACAAUCUUUAGUUGUGGAGUGUAAACCUGCGGGAAUGUUGAGAUGAAAUUUUAUCAUGUACGUCAGAAGAGCUCACCAAAGGAACAGCAAGUGACAGUGAAGGAGCUGUUUGCAACUUUCUUUGCAUUUAUAUUUUUAACGGGAAGCGGCGACACCUGUGACUUUGAAGGCCAUGACCCUAUUGCGAAUUACUUUGAGAGCAUUGAGAAACUGAGAAUCAACCUUCCCACCGACUACAAUCUGACAGUACUCUUGCAGGACACUGCUGGAAUGGACAGCUGUUGUUCGGAUCUGCAGGCCAUAUUAUCACUGAAUCGAUCAAUAGGACACAUCCACCGGAACUCUGUCGGCCCACUCCAAGAUAUAGUGACUAUGGUCAUAAUGGAGCUGGAAUUCCUAACCGAUUGCACUGUCAAGGAAUCCUUCAACUGCGAAGUCACGCGAUGGAAUUCUACACAUCUUCUCCAGAACUUGUUAGAGAACCUGCAUUCUUUUAAAGCUCUCGUUAAGAGUAGGAAGUGCCGUUUUAAUGAAUGCAUUUUGUACACCUGUACACCAGGGCACAUUAUGGGAACGUUGUCAACAGCAACGUCCUUCACACUGACUUCAACAGAACAAUUGGGUAUUCCUGCCAGUGGAGCUGAUCAUAUCCCAAUGGCCACUGAAGUGCCAACAUCUCUGAGCAAUGAAACAAACCUGCAAUCACCAUUGGUCAGUGCACCUCCAACCAACCAAACCAAUCGAAGCGAUACAUUGCCAUCCUUGAACAGUGGUAACUUAGCCAAUGGAAGUAAGCUGUAUCCAUCAACAGCCAAUGGCAGUGUGACCACCUUAACCAAUACAUCUCUAGCCUUGACCAGUGAUGCCUUAAACAAUGAAAGUCAUCUGCUUUCAUCAGCAGCCAAUACCAGCCUAAUCAAUGGAACCAACAGCCGUCCAGUCAACGUCAGCCAAUCAACCGUAGAUGACCAAAGCAAUGCCAACCCAACGUCUCUGACCAUCAGUAAUGAAGGCUAUGUCUUAGCCACAAGGGAAUGCAGAAGUCAGGUGACCUCUCUGAUGUCGCGGAUAGUGGCUGUCGUCCUGGUGUUCAGCGUGUUUGCCAAUGCGAUUCUCCUCAGCUGUUUAGUGAGAAAGAAACGGCAGGCCCCUGAACAAAUAACUGAAAUGGAGCCAUUGUCGUCAAUCAGGGUGGAGCAUCAGGAGCUGUGGUCACAGAAGCAAAGGAGGAGAAGUUGACAUGAAGUGAAGAGAGUGUAAGAUGACUUAAAGGCUUCCUUUGAACGAGUCCUGCUUCAUGCUGCAUUCCACGUUUCCAGCGUGCAUCACCCAGGCUUUAUUUUACAUGUGCUGCUGCCAACUCUCCUUGUCGUUGACCAUCCCCUCACCCCAGAACUGAGAAAUGGACUCGCCACCCACAGUCUGAGCUGCUGGAAGCUGCUCUCCAUCUGUGGAUUGGAAGGAAUGCUGAUGGAGGGUUAUUGCUUCCCUGUGGAACCUGCCAACCAGCAGAAGCCUCCUUCACAACCCACAAAUGGUCAACCUUUGCCACAAGGACUGACACCUUGAUAUUGUGGCCAAUUGAAGGUUGCUCAAAUGUUUACCCGAGAGACAAUCCACACACCCCACCAGGGGAACAGCCAAAGACAACCUAUUGGAAAUGAGGUAUGCAAGAACUCUUCUCCACACCCUGUCCACCACUGACUGGGGGAUGGUACUGCUCUGAGGGCCAGCAUACGCGAGUUGGGCCAAAUGAUCUUCUUGUAUCUUGUUAUGAAAAACAAUGUGAAAUAUAACUAAGGGAAGGAGUUCCACUGUCUGCACUGUGAGGUCCAGGGAAGUGAUCAAUGCUUUGCGUAGAAUAUUCCGAAUGCUGAAGCAGACCCUUCAGUCCAUCAGGAAACAUUCUAGUGAAGUUAGGAAAGCAGCUUUGACUGAAGUGACCUGUUGCUUCUGGGCUGCUUUGCGCAGCAUUGCUACCUUGCUGGCGAUGGAUUGAUUCAACCUGAAGAAUUGCACUGAAGAUAUCUUAACCAUUGACUUUGUUUGGCUGAACUGUUCUGAUUGUUUUGUUCUUGUAUCUGCUGUGUUUGCCUGGCUUGCCAAUGACGACCUUUCCUGCUGAGCAGGCUCUGUGGGGGGGACCUGUUUUCCGAUGCUUCCCAUUCUGGUGUGAGGGAGCCUGUUAAGGAAGAAGAGCUGGGUUAGGAAAAUUCUUGCUAGAGGGGACCAAAUGGCUGAGUUUGGGGAUGGUCCACGUGGCUGGUGGGAGACAUCAGGAUAUGACGCAAAGUGAAGCCAUAAAUGGCUUUGGAGCAAGAGAUUGGGAAAAGCAGGAGGGGGAAUGUUCUCCACCAUGUCUUGGCAUGGGAGCUCUUUCUAGAGGUUGGAAGAUGCACACUUAAAAAAAAAGUAAAUAAAUUGGAUGCAUCCUGGCCUUUGCCAUAUGUGCCAGAGGUGGGACGUGAAGCAAACUCUGGCCCCAUCACCCCUCUCCCACCAUCCCAUAUUUCCACUUGGGACCCUCAAAGUAUUGACCUUAACCCAUUUCUCCCCAUCACACAGCCAAGGAUCUUGCUAAUUGCAGGGUUACCAUAAGUUGCAUGGAGCAUGCACUAAGUGGCAAAUGUGAACAGCUCUCCCCACUAACUGGUGUCUCUGCCACACAUUGGUUUGAAAGCAAUGUGCUCUCAUGCAAUGAUGUGUAAUAGUUUGGGUACUGUGUACUUAUUGGGGCCAUACUUUGUUUUAUGGCUGCAUAGUCUCAUAUCCAGAUAAUGUGAGCUUGGAAAACAUAUUUAUUAUUCUUUAAAAUAAAAGCAAACUUUUAAUAAUGG